CAGCAGGAAUAAGUCAAAUCAAGAAUCUUUUUUGAUCCAAUGGAUGGUUUGAGUGGCUUCAUCUGGUAACUAAAGAAUAAUGAGAUUGAUCGCCCAACCACCAAGUGCUUAUGUUCCCACCUUUUCAAUUGCAUAAACACAUCAUUUCCAUCCAUUAAUUACCCAUCUGAAGAUCUGAAAACCAGCAAACUUGGGAUUCAAGGCCUUUGCCUUUGAAACAUCUUCUCAAAUCGACCAUGGUUCACUGCAAUUAUGGACACUGCUAUUGUGGAAGAUGCCAUCGCCCCUCGGCUCCUCUACCGUACUCGGUUCUGCUGUUCUUGGCUCUGGCAUUGAUGCUUCUUGCCUUGUCCUCUUUAAUCAAAUUUGAGAUCGAUAUGGAAAGUGCUGAGGCGAGUAUGACUUGGCUUGUUUUGAUCGCAGUUUUGGCAAUUUUGGUCAUUGUUCGUUGGUUGUCGGCGGAUUCUUGCCGCCGUCCUCAUUAUUGCGGUUGUGGAAAAUGUUUCACAAUGAAGUAUUGCUAUUGAAUCUAUAUUUUCUCAUCCCUGGUUUGUCUAAUAAUCCUAUAUGUUAUGAGUUCCAAUGUCUUUGAUAAAUUUUUGCAUCUUCAGAGUAAACCAGUUUCCUUUUCAUUCAUAGAACAAUAUAUAUAUAUAUAUAUAGCCAUCUGAAAGACUGAUCAAAUAAUUGGGAUGAUGAAAUGUUGUUAUGAAACCAGAAUGCCUGGGUUCCCAGAGCCCUGAUUUUUUCCAUGGAUGCUUUUUUUCCCCUCCCAAUACGAUGAUGGAUGGACCGAAGAGGUAUCGGUAGAAGCAAUCGUUCCUUCUAAAAAUUUUAAAUUCUUAUAUAAUUUAAUUUUUUUUAUUUUUUAUUGAAAUUCUGUUCACGUGCCCUUAGAAUUUUAUGUUGUAACCAAAACCCUUUGUUUCGAUUUCUGUCUAUCCCAUGCUGA
This is a messenger RNA of Hibiscus syriacus, 952 nucleotides long. RefSeq lists its product as uncharacterized. The coding region runs from base 237 to 527 and encodes 96 amino acids. The record is from RefSeq and is a predicted model, not a curated record. The transcript is spliced from 2 exons. NCBI's taxonomy places the organism in Eukaryota, Viridiplantae, Streptophyta, Magnoliopsida, Malvales, Malvaceae.